AUGGCAUGGCCAGUUCUCUUACCACACAAUUUGGUGGCUGCUUUGGUGGACCAAGGGCGUCUCAAUUUGCUACUCGGCGAUGCACCAGUGCGACAUCUAUAUUGGCAAAAAAUCAAGAUGGACUUUACUUCGCUGUCUGAUGUUGAUCCAAACCUUUCUGCGCCGCUUGCUCUUUAUGGUGAUGAAUGCACAGCUUUUCGCCAAGCCACAAUGGCUUUCCACUGGCAAGCGCUUUUGAACCCACACUCAAGUAAUUCCAUCCAAUCCAGAUUCUUGAUUGCGAUGAUUCCAAGCCAGUACUAUGUGCAGCAGUGCUUGAUGAGUUACAUUGUGGAAUCCCUACAGAAGCUCAGCUGCUUUGGAAUUCGCGUGGCCAAUGACACGAAGAGAGUGGACCCUGAAACGCUUGAUGGCCUGACCUACCACUUCCACAUCAUGAGCAUUCGAGGAGAUUGGAAAUUUUUGAAGCAAAUCCUGAAUUUAUCUCGGUACGCCACUGCAGAGUAUAUAUGUCCUUUCUGUAUGGCCAGCAAGGGGUUGAAAGAUAUCCCGAAUAACUACACAGACCUGAGUGAUGAUGCCCCGUGGCGUUCAACGCAUUUCACCUGUUCUUUGCCGUGGGAUGUGGAACCACAAAUUUGUCGACUACAAGAUUGGGACAUUCGAAAGGUAGGCAUGGACAUGCUGCACAUAUGGAAUUUGGGCUGCGCUCGUGACCUGAUUGGUGGAUGCAUGCAAUAUUUGGUGAAAUCGAAGUACUUUGGUCCUCGUCUUCGGCAAAGCGCAGCUUUAGCGCAAGCGACAGUGAAACUGAAAUUUUG
Durusdinium trenchii is the source of this 821-nucleotide messenger RNA. The record is from the annotation of a GenBank genome assembly. Lineage: Eukaryota; Dinophyceae; Suessiales; Symbiodiniaceae.